CACUAAUCCACAAUCCUAAAAUAACUGCCCAAUAAGACUCAUGAAAGAAAAAGAAAUUUAAUUAAUUAAAAUAAAACUAAACUGUCAGGGCACCAGUGAUUCAGUUCAUCUUCUUCCUACUCCAUAUGAUCCUUUCUUUUGGUCCCCUUAUUCAAUUCUUGGAGCUGCUAAUCAAUAAUCCCAUGGCUGAUUCAUGUUCACUGUCUUCUUUCACAGUUCUUUUCCACAAGUUCCCCAGCUCUAGAUGAAUGAUCUUCAGCUUCUUCUUCUUCUUCUUCUUCUCCAUCUACCCUUUUAAGCAGCAACCAAGAAUUGGCAGCCAUGUUUGAUAAGCUCUUUGGGUGGAGAAAAGCUUCCAAAUGCAAGAAGUUGAUUGGGAGGGUGCAGUGCAGGCUGAAGCUGCUGAAGAACAAGAGAAGUUGCAUUGCAAGACAGUUAAGGGAGGAUUUGUGUGAGCUUCUCAGAGAUGGACAUCAUCAGGUUGUGUUUGACAGGGUUGAGCAGCUGUUUAUGGAUGAAAAUCUGCUGGCAGUGUAUGAACUGUUGGACAAUUACUGUGAAUUUAUCAUAAUUAAUCUUCCCUACAUCCGCAAGAACAAAGACUGUCCUAAUGACAUCAACGAAGCAGUGUCGACUCUCAUAUAUUCGUCAGCCAGAUUGGGUGAUCUGCCAGAGCUUCUGUUGAUAAGGAAGCUCUUUGCAGAACGUUAUGGCCAGAAAUUUGCAGCAGUGGCUCUUGAUCUGCUCCCUGGAAAUCUCGUGAAUCGCCAGAUAAAAGAGAAUCUGGCAAUCAGGUCUGUCUCAGAUGAUGUGAAGUAUAAAUUAGUGGAUGAAAUUACCAGGAGUUGCUUCCAGCAAGGGCCUUUGCUCCUUGGAUACACUUCUGAAUGGCAAAAACAGGAAAAUGAUGUUCAGAACAGUGACAGUAAAGAUGAGCAGAAGGGUUCCGAGGCUGCUGCAGAGACAGAACGAAAGGUUGUGUCGAUCGAUGGCUCAUCAGAAUCAAAGAAAUGGUUGAAGCCUGCUGGGGAAUUCCCAGGUUUGGGAGAAAAAAAGUGGGGUAGAGCUGCCACAUCUUCCCCAGAAAGUUUCGGGAAAUUGCAGGAGGAAAUGGUGUAUCUUGACGACAUUGCAGAGUUCGAAUCGAGUGUGAGCAAAGAUGCAUACUUGCAGGAUCAAAGGCUGUUCAUGUUCAACCCAUCUCCGGAUUCAAAGACAGAAACCUUAAAUGCAGAGACUAAAUCGCGGGUUGUGAAAGGGGAGCCAAGAAAGCUCAGGAAUGGUUCUGCUAAGAAGCUGAGCAGGAGAUCGGUCUCUCGGGAGAUUAGAGACAUUCAAACCGCGAUAUACUAUGGGAAGUCAUUCCAGAAUUAUAAUGGCAAGGCAAGGCAUCAUAUGAAGAUUUUAGUCAAGGACAGAAAUAGAUCAUCAUAUUCUGCAGAUCAAGAAAGUAUAUAUGAGCCUUGCCUCUUCACUUUUAUAGUGUACAAACAUUUCGACAGGGAAUCAGAUGGAGGCGUGGCGAGUGGAGAAGACAGUUCCGAUUCAUCAUCUGCAGAAAACAUUGAUUCUUGGAAGAGAAAACAUAAAUAUCAGCCACCAUAUGUCUGCAGGGCAGUAACUAUGCCCCCCGAAAGGCCUAAAGAGAGUGUCGUUAUGGACAGCAUUACUCGAUCCAAUUCGUUCCCAGUUCAACAGCCGGAUCACGUUCAUCCAAAGCUCCCGGAUUACGACGAAAUAGCAGCUAAGUUCUUGGCUCUCAAGAGAGAAAAAAUCCAGAACAAAUGCCACCUGCAGAAUUAAUGCUUAGCUUGCUGGACUAGAGAGCAUUAUGUUGUGUUUUUCUGCACUUUCAUUGGUUUGUUCUAUUCUUUGUUCUUCUUUUACAGAUAGGGUCAUAUUGUGAUUUAUAUAUACAUCAGGAAUUUGGGAUUUUUCAUGUAAGAAAACAUUUGCAUGAACAUAUAUAAUCCAAAUCAUAAAUCAUCAA
Ipomoea nil (Japanese morning glory) is the source of this 1990-nucleotide messenger RNA. RefSeq lists its product as uncharacterized. The record is from RefSeq and is a predicted model, not a curated record. The transcript is spliced from 6 exons. Bases 322 to 1803 code for a protein of 493 amino acids. Lineage: Eukaryota; Viridiplantae; Streptophyta; Magnoliopsida; Solanales; Convolvulaceae. Gene Ontology annotation, biological process: protein transport.